UGAAAUUAAGUCAAAAUAAUAUUUCAUGGGUAGAAUGUGAUGCAGAGCAUUUACCAAUGGAACCAGAUUCAUAUUCAGCCUAUACUAUUGCAUUUGGAAUUAGAAAUGUCACACACAUUGAUAAAGCUUUAGAUGAAGCUUAUAGAGUACUCGAACCAGGAGGUAGAUUCCUUUGCUUAGAAUUUAGUCAAGUUAAUCCAGAAGCUUUAAGAUGGAUAUAUGAUCAAUACUCAUUCAAUGUGAUUCCUGUUAUGGGCCAUGUAGUUGCCAGCCAAUGGAGACCUUAUCAAUAUUUAGUAGAAAGCAUUAGAAAAUUUCCUUGUCAGGAAGAUUUCAAAUACAUGAUAGAGUCAGCAGGCUUCAGAUGUGUCACAUACACCAACUUAACAUUUGGUGUUGUAGCAAUUCACUCAGGAUUCAAAUUAUAGUACUUUUAAUAAAAUCAAAAACAAUAUCAUAAAUAAUAAUGACACUAUAAUUAUGUGAGAAUAUAGAACUGUUAAUUUAAAUUUUUUUAGAAUUUAUUAAUUUUUUGUUAAGAUGCUACUUGAAACAUUCUUGUUUACACCAGUCAAAGAACACAAAAUAAAUGUUAUAUAUCUAUGUUGCAAAAAAAAAAAAAAAAA
Molecule: messenger RNA, 626 nt
Organism: Sipha flava (yellow sugarcane aphid)
Lineage: Eukaryota; Metazoa; Arthropoda; Insecta; Hemiptera; Aphididae
Product: 2-methoxy-6-polyprenyl-1,4-benzoquinol methylase, mitochondrial-like
Exons: 2
Coding region: 57-428 (123 amino acids)
Biological process (GO): ubiquinone biosynthetic process
Molecular function (GO): methyltransferase activity
Source: RefSeq, a predicted model, not a curated record